Messenger RNA from Hydra vulgaris (swiftwater hydra), 2708 nucleotides. RefSeq lists its product as uncharacterized. The record is from RefSeq and is a predicted model, not a curated record. NCBI's taxonomy places the organism in Eukaryota, Metazoa, Cnidaria, Hydrozoa, Anthoathecata, Hydridae.
GAACUAGUUAAGUUAGUGAUUUUUAUAUUUAGUUUUUAGUAUAUUUAUCAAUAGAUUAUAUAGUAUAAUGGUUAAGUGGAAUGAUGUGUGGUUGGAAAAGUUAGACAAAAAUCUAGUGAAAAUCCAAUUAUGGGCUGAAAAAAGAAACUCUGAAUAUGCUAUCUGUAAACUAUGCAAAAGUGAUUUAAAAUUCAGUUCAGUUGGUUUCCAAGCACUAUAUCAGCAUUCUUCAAAACCUAAACAUAAGUCAGUGUCUGAUCUAAGAUUUUCAAAAACUGCUAGUCAUUUAUAUGUAGAUUCUAACAAAAACUCAAUUGGGGGAGAAAAAGUUAUACAAUUAGAGUUCUCUACAAAUGAAAAAAUUUCUGCUGCAGAAGCCAUGUGGCUUUUUAAAGUGGCAGAGAAUGAUCUUGCCUUAAGACAUUGUGACAACACACCAAUAUUGUUCCAAAGAAUGUUUCCAGAUAGUAAAAUAAGUCAUGGUUUUACUAUGAGUCGGCAAAAAGCUUCAUAUAUUUUGCAAGAUGGCCUUGGGCCAUUGUUGGAAAAGCGUUUAUGUAAUAGUAUCACGUUAAGUCAAGUUGCAUUCACUUUAAUGUUUGAUGAAACAACUACUUCACAACAAAGAAAACAAAUGGAUCUUUUAUGUCGUUUUUGGUCAGAAGACGAAAACCAAGUUGUUACAAAAUAUUUAACAUCGCUGUUCUUUGGCAGAGCAACAGCAGAAGAUGUCAAAACAAUGCUAGCAGAUUUACGUCAUAAUGAAAGGUUUUAUUUACCAUGGGAUCGUCUUUUUAAUAUUUCAGCAGAUGGUCCUAAUAUUAACAAAGCCAUUUGGAGAUUGAUAAUUGCUGAUCUUCAUAGUAACGGUUUUAAUGGCUUGUUACCAUUUGUAAGUUGCACUUUGCACACAGUGCAUAAUGCUUUUCGAAAAGCAAUUAAUGUUGUCGGUGAGGAUGCUGAGCAGCUUGCAUUUGAUUUACAUAACUGGUUCAAGAAUGCACCCUGUAAAAUAGAAGAUUUUAAAAAAUUAUCAGAUUGCAUUUUUAUUGAAGAUGAAACAUUGUUUCUUCGUUUUGUCAAUACUAGAUGGCUCACUCUUUCUUCUUCACUUAUAAAGGUUCUAUUAAGGUGGGAAGACACCAAGAAAUAUUUUUUGGAAUAUAUUCCAAAACAAAAGGAAUAUAAAAAGACACUGACAAACAACAAGCGUUAUAUUCGAAUUCAAAGAAGUCUUAGGGAAACUGAAAAUGAGUUACUUGUGUCCAUCAAAUUCCUUAUUGGUUUAGCUCCCUUGUUUGAGAAAUACUUGACAAUAUUUCAAGAUGAAGGACCACUUGUUCAUAUUUUAUUUUAUAAAAUGAAAAAUCUUUUAAUAUCUUUAAUGAAACGUUUUCUUCAACCGAAUGCUGUUAAUGGAAAGCUUACUAAAGAUCUUUUGAAAAUUGAUUCUUCUGAUUCAACUAUCCACCUUGAUUUGAAUAAAAUGGACUUUGGCGAGGAAGCUAAAAACCAGGUGAACAAAAUAUCAUGUGAAAAAAAAAGAUUUGUCUGCUUACAGCAAAUGAGAGAUGGAUAUAUAUCUGUUGUAAAACACUUGAAAAAAAAACUUCCACUUGAUUCGCAGAUAUUAAAAGAUAUGACUUGUUUGGGUGCUCAAAUGAGAUCAGAACCUUGGACUGUUAAUGCAAUUGGGCGAAUAGCAGUUACGAUGCCACAUGUAAUUACGGAAAGGGAGGUAUCAUUUGUGAAAGAUGAAUGGAAAUUAUACCAAGCAGCUAAUAUAUCAAAAGACUGGUAUAUAGAUUUUGAUACAAAAAAACUAAAAAGAGUAGACCAUUAUUGGGCUAAAGUUUUUGAAAGUAACAAUGAAUAUGGAAAAACAAAGUAUGGGUAUCUCAGUAAAGUUGUUAAGAGCUGUUUAACAAUUCAGAAUGGAAAUGCCAGUGCUGAGCGAAGUUUAUCUGAUAACAAAAAUACAUUAACUCCUGAGAGAGUAAAUCUAAAUGAUGAAACAUUAAUGGCUUUGAGAAUAUCAAAAGAAUAUGCAAGAAGUUGCAGAGGAGCAUAUAAUGUUGAUGCACUCUCCAAAGACUUUGUUCAAGCUGUUCAAAAUGCUCAUAAAAUAUAUAAAAAAAGAAAAGCUGAAGAAGACGAAGAAAAAAGAAAAAAUUAUAUUCAUGAGCAAGAACUAAUGAAUAAAGAAAAAGAGCAGAAAGAAAUGCUUGAAAAAGUUGAAAAUAAAAAUAAAAAUUUAGAUCAACAGGAAAAAAGUCUAAAGAAUGAUGAAAAAAAUGCAGAUCUUGAGUUUCAGCUUGCUCAGAGAAUGCUCGAUGAAGCAGCAAAAUCCAUGCAAAGUGCCAUUAUUAAGGAAGACAUGAUGGGUAUAAAAAUUGCCCAUGAAAUGGUAAACAGCGCAAAAAGAAGUCUUGAAAAUGCUACAUCUCAUAGAAAUGAACAGAAAAAGUUGAGAGAAAAUAUUGGUUUAAAACGUAAAAGUGAAAUGGAUAGAUUAAUUAAGCGUUGCAAAAAGUUAAAGUAGUCGUUAAAAGUUUGAAAGUUUUUGUAAAUAUAAUAGAGCUUGAACUGUUAGUUCAGUUAUAAUUAUUUAGCAAAAUUUAUUUAUUUAUGUUAAUUAUUUUAGACUUUAGAAAAAACGUUUUAUUCUGUGUUAAACAACAAAAAGAUGUCGAGAUUUUCAUUUUUAA